GCCACGCUGGCCUCCCCAGCCCCCGCCCUGCCCCCGGACCCAGAGCCAGAGCCAGAGCCCGGACCGGCCAGCCGAGAGGAGGAGCAGUAUGUGAGCCUGCCUGAACCACCCACCCCACCACCACCAUGCAGGGACGCUGAGACCCUCACUGAUGUGUGUAACACUGCUGACCUGCCGGAAGUUGAGAUCAUCAGUCUGUUGGAGGAGCAGCUGCCGGUGUAUCGGUUACGUGCCGACACCGUCUUCGGUUACGACCAUGACGACUGGCUACACACACCGCUACUGUCACCAGACGCACGCAUCGACCUGACCACAGAACAGAUCGAGGAGACGCUCAAAUACUUCUUGCUAUGUGCAGACAGAGUGGGCCAGAUGACGAAGACCUACAAUGACAUCGAUGCUGUCACACGUCUGCUGGAGGAGAAAGAGAGGGACCUGGAGUUGGCUGCUCGGAUCGGCCAAUCACUGCUCAAGAAGAACAGAACGCUCACAGAGCAGAAUGACUACCUGGAGGUACAAGUGGGACACAUCACAGAGGAGGUGGCCCAGCUGCAUCAUGAGUUGAACCUGAAGGAUGAGUUGCUGCAGUUCUACACCAAUGCAUCAGAGGAGAGUGAAGAGGACUCUACUACUGGCUCACCCACCCAGGUCAGUUCUUGUUCUAGCAGCUUGAGGGUAGUAUUCCUGUAUAAGUCCUUGCAAAAAAAAUUGAAAGCUUUUGAGGAAGAGAACCUAUCCCUCCGCUCAGAGGCCUGUAAUCUGAAGACUGAGACUGAGACCUACGAGGAGAAGGAACAACAGCUGGUCAACGACUGUGUUUUAAAGAACUCACUGAGACAGUCCAGUCUGCAGAUAAACAGCAUAGCGGAGGAGUUGGCUCGGAAGACAGAGGACGCCAUGCGACAGCAGGAGGAGAUCACACACCUGCUCUCUCAAAUAGUUGACCUACAGAAGAAAGCCAAGUCGUACGCAGUGGAGAAUGAGGAGCUCUCUCAGCACCUAGGGGCAGCUAAAGAUGCCCAGAGACAACUCACAGUCGAGCUAACAGAUUUGGAUGAUAAGUAUUCAGAGUGUAUAGAGAUGCUCCAUGAGGCUCAGGAAGAGCUGAAGUACUUGAGGAACAGAAACCAUCCUGCUGGAACACCACGCAGAUUCCAUCCUCUGGGUCUCUACCCUAUGGACUCCCUGGCAGCAGAGAUAGAGGGGACGAUGAGGAAGGAGAUGAGUCUGGAUGACCCUGAGUGCGGGGAACAGAAGGUGCACCACAAGCGUGUGUUUGAGACAGUGAAGAACAUCAACCAGAUGGUCCGACAGCGUUCUCCAAUCCCGUCCAACGCCAACAUCCCGGGAUCCAAUCAGGCGUCGUCUCUUAGCUCCGCUCACUCUAGUGGCAGGACCACGCCCAUGGCUGUUAGCAUUAGCUGGGAUGUCAGAGGUGACAGCGUCGCCCUUGACAACCGACAACAGAGCAUGCUCAUGGAGUCAGCAGCAGACAAUCAGGACAGUGUGGACGCCCGUGCUAAGAAAGCAGCUGGUGUUGAGGACCUGAGGCUGGCGUUACGCCGCCUGUCCCUGCGCCGCCAGAACAACCUGAGCGAGAGACGCUUCUUUGAGGAGGAGAGAGGGAGGAGGAGAGGUGGAGGAGGAGUUGCGCAGGAUGGGGGGGGACAGGGGGGCGGGAUGACCCCCUCAGAUAGCAUCAUGUCUCUGGGGUCAUUACACCUGUGGGCCUCCCGACCAUACCUCCCCGACAAACUACAGAUCGUUAAACCCCUGGAAGGCUCUGCGACCCUUCACCUGCAGCAGUUGGCUCAGCCCCACUUAGGAGUGAUCUUGGAUGCUAGACCUGGGGUUGUACCUAAAGGCUUCAGGCCUCUGGAACUAGAGCUGGAACAGGUGUAUCCAUGGGGUGGUUUCGAGGAGGAUGAACCAGGAGACCACCUCGCCUCACCCUUAACCCCCUCCUCCCUCCCCUCACCUAAGCAACACUGAUCCUCUGUGUACUACCCAGGUAAAUGCAUGGCCCAUACCAGCUCUACCUACACCUUUACUACCUGUCGUAUCCUACACCCAACUGAUGAGCUGACCCGCGUCACACCCAGGUACAGAGACAGCCCCUCGUCAUCCUGUGUGAUGACAUCAUCUAUCCUGGCCACUCCCGCUGCAACGCCCUGUACACCCCCGCAGGAUGAGUCUACUACGACCUCUGAGUCCUCUACCAACCUCAGGGAAGCCACACGUACCACCAGUACCUCUCUGGGAUUAGUGCGCCUUCCAGAGAGAGGCAUCUCUGCAGCCAUGUACCACCACCAGACCAGGGCUGGACAGGGCUGGCGGGCCCGGGCCCCCCACCCCGACUCCCUCCGCCCCUCCACUCCCCCCAACUCCCCCACAGGACACGACCCCCCAUCCUCGGGGACCAACACCCCCGCGGGCUUCGACUUCAAGUCUCCUUCCUAUGACAACUUCCUGGCCUCCAAGCCGGCACGGUCCAUUCUGAAGGAAGUAGCGGGGGGGAUGGGGAGCAGCCGGAGCAGGAGGCAGCAGAGGGGGAGAGACUGUGAGAGCCAGACAGAUGUUAGCGUCACAGUUCAUAACCUGAACCUGGUGGACAAGGUGAGGCGCCUGGGUGUGGCUGGGUGUCCUCCAGGACCAGGGGGUGUAACCGGGGGACCAAGCCCCCUCCUGGGGCCUCUGGGUGGGCUACGGAGGCCCGGGUCGCCCUUUGGACCAGAGGGGAUGAGGAGGAACAGGAGUUAUCCAGCUAUGGUAGGGGCCAGUAUGGCGAUGAAGGGCCCGGGGCCCCAGGAGGACUCAGAACUACUCCUGCCUCCUAACAAAAUGCCUAAAGAGAAGAGCCUCAAGUAGAGGCUGGGACCUCUGGCAUCUAACCCCUGACCCCUAAUAUUAACCCUAACCAACUAGUUUCCCCAGGAGACUGAACUUCUUACUUGUUACUUACCUGUUAGACCUCUGGUACUAUAGCUAGUUUUUCAAAAUCCUACAAACUAUUGGUACUCCUGGUCUAGCUAUUGACAAAUGACAACCAGUCACCUUUCUCAGCUACUGACAAUGAAUUAGUCUUCUAGUUCUAUCCGAUGCUUAUCCUUCCAGCUCCAAAACCAAAUGGCUACCCUGCUGUCUGCUUCUGUUUAACCAGCUACCAAACUAGUGCUAACAAUCAACAAUGAUCUUCCAUAAUAGCUCAAACUUUUCCUCUCUAGCCCUUGAACACAGCUACUUCUCCCUGCUGUAGUCAAUGAAAUGACAUUGAACCAAUGUGGAAUAGACAUUGAAUUGAUGCGCCCAGUGGGGGAUAAGCUCCUCACAUGUAGACUAAGCGUAAUGUAUGUAGUUCAAAUCAAAUUGUAUUUGUCACAUGCUUUGUAAACAACAGGUGUAGACUAACAGUGAAAGUCUUACUAAA
Salvelinus sp. IW2-2015 is the source of this 3427-nucleotide messenger RNA. The record is from RefSeq and is a predicted model, not a curated record. NCBI's taxonomy places the organism in Eukaryota, Metazoa, Chordata, Actinopteri, Salmoniformes, Salmonidae.